Molecule: messenger RNA, 875 nt
Organism: Rhipicephalus microplus (southern cattle tick)
Lineage: Eukaryota; Metazoa; Arthropoda; Arachnida; Ixodida; Ixodidae
Biological process (GO): symbiont-mediated perturbation of host defenses
Molecular function (GO): amine binding
Source: RefSeq, a predicted model, not a curated record
AGGAAGACACAUAACAUCUGCGAUGCGCGAGUUGCGACUCUGCCAUGUGUAUAAAUCGCUGCUGCCUAGAAAGUUCACCACCUUGUGAAAACUCGAGCUGCACAGUGGAAACUACUUGUUUCGGCCAUGGCUGUUCAGACGACGCUCCUGGUCUUGCUCCUCGGCCUGGUAUCGUUCGCAAAAGGCCACCAUAUGCUAGACCUGAACCCCGACCUUGGGCCUUACCAGGACGACUCGCAGUGCUUCCCACUGGAGCAGUCGUGGCAUCUCAUACAUCGAGACUUCGAAAACGACCCUUAUUUAGGAGGCAAGAGCAAGUGCGUCAAAGGUACUCAGACGGGAGAAUAUGUCGGUGAUUCGACCCUGGUGGUAUUUGAGUACCCACCGGAUGGCGUCAUAAACACAACCUUCAAGCUGAUGUCGUCGCCUGGCUAUACGGCGAAAAAUGUCGUCAACGUGCAACCCGUUGACCAGCCCGGGUCAAGCGUAAACCUCACAAUAUCCUUCCGGGACUGCCACUCGUGCAAGGUGAUUCGUCACAGCUACAUCAAUGAAGGCAGAGGCUGUAGCAUGUGGGUGACCGAAGCUGAUCUGGGCAAUCCUCACCCGUGCUGCGAGUUUGCCUUCCAGCUACUGUGCGGAUUCCACACCACCUACCAGAUCUACGACGAGAGUUGCCAGUGAAGAAUUCGAGCGCAGCGAUCCAAGGAAAAGAAAUCCUUGCGUGGAAUGGAAGUCCGCUGCAGCAAUUCUGAAGACGAGAGAAGUCACCUGUCUUGAGCAUACCGAAGGUGGUUGCUCAUGCAGCUUGAAAGAUAAAGAGUGGCACACUCCAAUUCCGAGAAUAAAUGUGGUGUAAUAGUGCGUACAUGGGA